This is a messenger RNA of Drosophila takahashii, 1023 nucleotides long. RefSeq lists its product as uncharacterized. Lineage: Eukaryota; Metazoa; Arthropoda; Insecta; Diptera; Drosophilidae. The record is from RefSeq and is a predicted model, not a curated record.
AUGUUCGGUGGCAGCUUGAGAAACUACUGUCUACUCUUGCCUCCUGCCCUUCAGCUGCUCAACUUUCCUCCGCAGCAGCAGCCGGAGGAGGAGGUCCCUCGUCCACUGGUUCGCUUCGAGUAUCCCUCGGGUCACCAGCUCCGCCUGGUACCCCGUCGAUUGAGGGCCCGGCGAGCCGUUCCCGAUGGCGAUGCCUCCAGGCCCCAGGAAUCCGGAAACGGACCCAAUCUGGAUGUGAUUUUCAUGAGGCGCUGCUACCUGAUGGCUGGCCUAUUUUCGACCACCACCGCCAUAAUGGCAAUGAUUCUGUCCAAGGCCAUUCCUUUAGGUAUCGAUCUCGUAAUGCCCGGCUUCAUAUGCGCCAUGGUCUCCUUGCUGGUUCUUUUUUUGCUCAGCAUCGGAACAAAGUGUCGUAAGUUCUACUGGUUCAGCUUUAUUUUGGCCGGGUUGUUUGUCAGUUUGUCCGGCAUGGGUGUAAUCCUGGUUAUCUGGCACCGGAAUCUGGUGUACGUCUGCAUUGCCCUCCUGGCGGCCUCCACUGUGAUUCUGAUCUUCUACUUCGCUGGAGCCUGGCUGCCCAAGGUCGUUCUCCCAGGCGAAGCUGCCAUUUUGCUGCUGAUCGUCGUCUUCGUAGUGGCCUCCCUCUUCGUGAUGACCAUGUUUAUCUUCACGGACAAGCUGAUCUACCAAGUGGUGUACUUCUUCCUAUUGGCCAUUAUGCUGGUUCCCACAUCCCUGUACAAUGCUCAGGUGGUUCACGGCAGGCGAUUCAAGUUACCCGUCUACGAAUUCGUGAUUUGCGCCGUCAACGUCUAUCUGCACUUUCUGUUGUUCUUUACGGCCUUUUACUACAUCAUCUGGACGCCUAUUUGGUGAGGAUAUCUGAGCCUGGGGAAUCCUCUGAUGGCUGGUUAUUAUCGGAGCUUCUAAAAAGGAAAUAUGGAUUUAAGGUCCUUCCGGUUGAGAUUCAUUUAAAGCUUGUCGAGUAUACUAUCUCUGAAAAAUUAAAGCUUAGUUUUGUAA